Messenger RNA from Oryza sativa Japonica Group (Japanese rice), 879 nucleotides. Lineage: Eukaryota; Viridiplantae; Streptophyta; Magnoliopsida; Poales; Poaceae. The record is from RefSeq and is a predicted model, not a curated record.
AUGAACUUGAUCCGGCUGGCCCCCUUCGAUUUUCUGUCCAGCUCCGCCACUGAGGCCGGCGGCGGAGUUGCCGGCCGGCGUCAUCCUCCACUCCUCGCCACCGACCCGCUCCUCACCAGCGGCAACAACCCGCACCACGGCUCCACCAGGAACCCCCACAACCCCGGCCGUGUCUCCGGCGGCUCAUCCAGCGGCUCCGCCGCUGCCGUCUGCGCCGGCCUCUGCCCCGUCGCGCUCGGCGUCGACGGCGGAGGGUCUGUGCGUAUGCCGGCGGCGCUGUGCGGCGUGGUCGGGUUCAAGCCGACGGCGGGGCGGCUGUCGAACGCCGGAGUUCUGCCGCUGAAACUGGACGGUCGGUCGAGGACGCCGCCGUCGCAUCAAUAUUCAGCAAUUGUUGAUCAGUCUCGGUCUCAGCCCUCACGGCGGCACGGAGUUAGGAAACUAACGGGAAAGGAUGGAAAACGCGACGGAGUGAAACAGCCUCAAGUCAACGCUUGUGUUGAGUAUGAGAGAAGUGCUCGUCUUGAGAUCACCAAGCGUGACAGCGAGAACACAUGGUCGGGCUCCACCCAGGAUUCCAUGGGUGUCGAACUCCACGGCGACCGUUUGCUGAUCGCCGCCGCCUGCUGGCGCGUUCUGGCCGGCGCCGGCGACCAUCGGCAGGUAGGACGUGAGGAAGAAUGCCAGCCCGCCCUGUCCGCCGUUCAUGAGGAAGGAGAAGGUGGUGGUGAAGCUCGUUACCUCGCCGGUGGUGUUGCUCCAGAGAUGGCACGGUUGCUUGUACAGUAUUCGUCCGGCCUUUGGGUUGACUUCGCCGGUGCCCUUCUUGGCCAGGACGACCGAGGUGUCGCCGAGGUAUGCAUCACCUUCAAAAUGUAG